Messenger RNA from Malania oleifera, 2825 nucleotides. RefSeq names its product pentatricopeptide repeat-containing protein At4g37170. Lineage: Eukaryota; Viridiplantae; Streptophyta; Magnoliopsida; Santalales; Ximeniaceae. Gene Ontology annotation, molecular function: RNA binding; zinc ion binding; protein binding. The record is from RefSeq and is a predicted model, not a curated record. Gene Ontology annotation, biological process: RNA modification. The transcript has a single exon. Bases 130 to 2265 code for a protein of 711 amino acids.
UGCGUUAGUGUGCCGUUGAAGUUGGGGGGCAGGGGCAGGGGCGGGGGGAGAGGAAACGCGCGCGCCAAAACCUCUGCCUUCUACGUUGAUCGUGAGCGACCAUAGUCCGGCUUCUGCUGCGUAUUGAAUAUGAGAGCGGCAGGACAACUAAACGAUCUCAGGCAACCUCUUCUCCUGCUCAAGAGGACGAUCUCUUCUCCUUGCUCUUCUCCUUCUCCUUCUCCUUCUCCUUCUCCUUCUUAUUAUUCUUCUUCGUCUGUAGCGACCCACUUCACUAAGCACCACAUCCAGAGAAGUUUUUUCAAAUCGGAAGGUCGUGAGGAUAGGCUCAUAAACCGCCUCUGUAGGGAGGAGAAAUUCCAGGAAGCCAUAAGCAUAUUAUGCGAACAAAAGCGUUUGAGAGAUGCUAUUCAAAUUCUAGACCGUAUUGAUCGCCCCUCUUCUGCUCUAUACUCCACCCUUUUACAACUUUGUCUUCAACAGCGAGCUCUCGUGGCGGGAAAAAGAGUCCAUGCUCAUACGAAGGCUUCUGGGUUCGCACCUGGGCCUUUCAUCUCCAAUCGCAUCAUGGACAUGUAUGUGAAAUGCGGUAGCCUCGUGGAUGCGCAGAAGGUAUUUGAUGAAAUGACUGCGAGGGAUCUGUGCUCUUGGAAUACCAUGAUAGUGGGAUACACGAAGGCUGGGCAACUUGAGGAGGCUUGCAAGUUGUUCGAUAAAAUGCCGGAAAGGGAUAAUUUCUCUUGGACGGCAAUGAUAUCUGGUUUUGUUCGCCAUGGCCAGCCAAAAAAGGCUCUGGACUUGUAUAGCGCAAUGCAAAGGGAUGGAAACUCAACGUGCAACAAGUUCACUGUUUCGAGCAUUCUCGCUGCCUCUGCUGCCAUUCAGUCUUUGCGUCUUGGGAAGGAGAUUCAUGGUUAUAUAAUCCGAACUGGGCUUGAUUCAGAUGCUAUCGUUUGGAGUGCUUUGUUAGACAUGUAUGGGAAAUGUGGGAACACAGAGGAGGCUCGGCGCAUAUUCAACAGGAUGUUCGAUAGAGAUGUUGUCACAUGGACUGCAAUGAUUGAUAGAUACUUUAAGGAUGGGAGGAGGGAUGAAGGAUUUGCAUUGUUCAUGGAUUUGAUGAGUUCAGGGAUUAGGCCUAAUGAGUUCACAUUUGCUGGGAUUCUUAAUGCCUGUGCAGAUCAUGCUUGCGAGGGUCUAGGGAAGCAGGUUCAUGGGUACAUGAUGCGGAUUGGAUUUGACCCGUUAUCAUUUGCAGCUAGUGCACUUGUACAUAUGUAUUCAAAGUGUGGUAAUAUUAAGAAUGCAAGAAGGGUUUUUAAAGGGAUGCCCCGACCAGAUUUAGCCUCAUGGACUUCUCUGAUUACUGGAUAUGCUCAGAACGGUCAAUCUGAUGAGGCUCUUCAGUUAUUUGAGUCGCUACUUAAAUCACCUAUCCAGCCUGAUCACAUUAUUUUUGUUGGGGUUCUUUCUGCUUGUACUCAUGCUGGAUUAGUGGAUAAAGGGCUUGAGUAUUUCCAUUCAAUAACAGAAAAACAUGGGUUAACACAUUCCGCUGAUCAUUAUGCUUGUGUAGUUGAUCUAUUGAGCCGAUCUGGCCGGUUAAAAGAAGCUGAAAAUGUCAUUGAUAAAAUGCCUGUGAAACCGGAUAAGUUUUUGUGGGCUUCCUUACUCGGUGGCUGUAGAAUUCAUGGAAACCUUGAGCUGGCAAAACGAGCAGCCGAAGCAUUAUUUGAGAUAGAGCCUGAGAAUGCUGCAACAUAUAUUACAAUGGCCAACAUCUAUGCUAAAACUGGUUUGUGGAGUGAAGUGGCAAAGAUCAGAAAGACUAUGGAUGAUAGAGGAGUGGUGAAGAAACCAGGUUUUAGUUGGAUUGAGAUCAAGAGAAAGGCCCAUGUGUUCUUAGUAGGAGAUACCUCCCACCCUAAAUCCAAGGAAAUACAUGACUUUCUGGGGAAGCUUUCAAAGAGGAUGAAAGAAGAAGGAUAUGUCCCCGACACAAAUUUUGUGCUGCAUGAUGUGGAGGAUGAGCAGAAGGAGCAAGAUCUUUCCUACCACAGUGAAAAGCUUGCAGUUGCAUUUGGAAUUAUUUCUACUCCACCAGGAACUCCUAUUAAGGUCUUCAAGAAUUUAAGAACUUGUGUAGACUGCCAUACUGUAAUGAAAUUUAUCUCAAAGAUUGUUGAGAGAAGAAUAGUGGUUCGAGAUUUAAAUAGGUUCCAUUGUUUUGAGGAAGGAAGCUGUUCAUGUGGAGACUACUGGUGAUUCAUUCAGAGUAUUUUGAAGGAUUGAGCUGAUCUUCUCCAUGAUCUGGCACUAAACUGAGUGGAAAUUUACAUCACCUCUCAAACUUCAGCUCGAACUCACUGAAGCGAUGGACCAGGUUUGGGGUAGAAUAAUGACUUACUGUCUCACAGGCUGGUUCCAUGUUGAGAUUCAUCAUAGAAGAGAGGAGUUGACAGUACGUUGAGAGAUUCUAAGGGCUUGGUUUUUGGAAAUGAUCAAGAAUACCGGAUUAAAAUAUGCAGAGACCUGCUUCAGAGGCACCAUGCAAUUCAAUCUUGGUUAUUAUUAACAGUCGUUCCAAGCGAUUGAGAAGCGCAUUUUCCCUUCGUUUCCCAUUUUGAUUAUGGAAUUAAACUGAUUCUUUGCUAUGGAUAUGCUCAAAGUCAGUAUAAAAUUUAAUCUUGUUUGUAAAUUAUACUUGAGCAUCCAAGUGUGCUUUGAGCCUCAUGACAACAAUUUCCAUUGUUGAUCUUGUAAGUUAAUGGAUAAGCAUAAGAUUUUUGUAUGGAUAAUUGGAUGGCUAAAUUUGCCCUUGUUUU